This is a messenger RNA of Diaporthe batatas, 864 nucleotides long. RefSeq names its product DNA-directed RNA polymerase II core subunit RPB9. Gene Ontology annotation, biological process: transcription-coupled nucleotide-excision repair; DNA-templated transcription; transcription initiation at RNA polymerase II promoter. The coding region runs from base 1 to 864 and encodes 287 amino acids. Gene Ontology annotation, cellular component: RNA polymerase II, core complex. Gene Ontology annotation, molecular function: nucleic acid binding; zinc ion binding; DNA-directed RNA polymerase activity. NCBI's taxonomy places the organism in Eukaryota, Fungi, Ascomycota, Sordariomycetes, Diaporthales, Diaporthaceae. The transcript is spliced from 4 exons. The record is from RefSeq and is a predicted model, not a curated record.
AUGUCCUCGCCAAGUUCGCCCAACGACAACGGUCCCUCCGUCGACAAGGACGAGCCCGUCACCUUCAAGUUCUGUCCCGAGUGCUCCAACAUGCUCUACCCCAAAGAGGACAAGGACGCCCGCCGACUCAUGUACACCUGCCGAACCUGCCAGCACACCGAGGAGGCCACCUCCAACUGCAUCUACCGCAACAAGCUGAAGAACGAGGUCGGCGAGACCGCCGGUGUCACCCAGGACGUCACCUCCGAUCCAACGGUUGGUGAUGCCCCUCCUCCGUCUCCCUCCUCCAACAAGAAGUCUGCCCUUGUCAUCUGUGGCUGCUGCGGCCAGGUCAUUAUGUGCUCUGAUUGUGGACUCCACCCCGCCGUCAUCUCCCCCAACGACAAACACCACGACGACGACGUCCCCUCCAGCCCUCCCGAGACCUACCAGGAGGAGCUCCUUGAGCAGAUGAUCGUCGACGAAGACGCCCUGAACCGCAUGAUGAACAACAUUGUCGACAUGGCCGGCCUCAUGGAGUUGGACGAGGACAUGGACGACUGGGAGCCCGAGAACGAGCCUGCGAUUGCGGGCACUGAACUCCGCAGCGGCCCCAGCGAGCUUCCUCGUGCCAACCGGCAGUGCCCAAAGUGUGGCCACAACGAGGCGGUCUUCUUCCAGUCCCAGCAGCGGACGAGAGACACGGGAAUGUCGAGGGAGGAUCUACCCAACGAUGCUACGAUACCAAAUUCUCCCCGCGACUUGCACGACGAGGAUACAAUCGACUGUGGCGGAGAUGCCAGCAACGAUGAAACCCCGAAUCCUCUCUGCGAUCUGCAACGCGUCAACUGUGGCGCAGAUGCCAGCAACGAUGAAAAGCAGUGA